AUGCUUAGAGGCAGAAAAGCAAAUCUCGAGGCUCAUCAUGGUGUUCGAAUUAGUGACAAUGCCAUUGUGAGUGCCGUGGUUCAAUCCGAUCGAUACAUCUCUGAUCGAUUUCUUCCAGAUAAGGCACUCGAUUUAAUCGAUGAAGCAGCAGCAUCCAUUCGAUUGCAACAAGAAUCCAAACCAGAACAUUUAGAAAAGAUUGAUCGUUCAAUCAUCAUUUCUCGUAUCGAGUUAGAAUCUUUGAGAAAUGAACAAGAUCCAGCCAGUAUGGAACGAAGAAAGAAACUUGAAAAGAAAAUUGAGGAAGAACAAAAACAAAGUGAUCUCCUCACUAAGAAAUGGCAAGAAGAACGAGAUCGAUUAAGGACUACAAAAGAAAAGAAACAACAACUUGUUCAGUUGGAGAAACAACUCGAAGAGGCCUUCCGUAAGGCAGACUAUCAAACUGCUUCAAGACUUCAAUACAAGACCAUUCCAGAUUUGAAAAAGGAAAUUGAACAAAUCUCUACUGGUUUCACAAUGAUUAGUGACUCUGUUUUGGAAGCUGAUAUUUCUCGAAUUAUUUCUCGCAGAACUGGAAUUCCACUUGAAAAUUUGUUAAUUGGUGAAAAGAGAAAUUGCUAA
Naegleria fowleri is the source of this 624-nucleotide messenger RNA. RefSeq lists its product as uncharacterized. Bases 1 to 624 code for a protein of 207 amino acids. Gene Ontology annotation, cellular component: cytoplasm. Gene Ontology annotation, biological process: cellular response to heat. The record is from RefSeq and is a predicted model, not a curated record. The transcript has a single exon. Gene Ontology annotation, molecular function: ATP hydrolysis activity. NCBI's taxonomy places the organism in Eukaryota, Heterolobosea, Eutetramitea, Acrasida, Naegleriidae.